Molecule: messenger RNA, 5418 nt
Organism: Ostrea edulis (European flat oyster)
Lineage: Eukaryota; Metazoa; Mollusca; Bivalvia; Ostreida; Ostreidae
Product: serine/threonine-protein phosphatase 6 regulatory ankyrin repeat subunit A-like
Exons: 6
Coding region: 1-5418 (1805 amino acids)
Molecular function (GO): protein binding
Source: RefSeq, a predicted model, not a curated record
AUGGCGUACUCCAAAUACAAGUCAACAAAACAAACAACACAUGCUGCCCGUGUUUCAAGAUUAUUAGUGGACUCUUGUACCGACCUCUUCAGGGAUCUUCUCAGGGACCACAUUACAGAAAUCAAUUUUCCGGGAAUCCUCCGACAAAAGAAACUGUUGCUGAGUCCCAUUCUCAAUAAAGCCCAGAGAGGUGUAUUGUAUCCAAUCAAAGGAUCCUUCAACGGAACGUAUACUGACUUUGACCUAUCUUUAUUGUAUGUAUUGUUGAGAAACACAACAGGUAUUGUACCUCACAAAAAAGGAUGGGCCAAACCACCGGAUCCAUCAGAUCGAUCCCUGUCUGCGAAUAUUGAUCGUGUAAGGGAGAUACGUAACACAUAUUGCGGUCAUGCAGCUAGGGUCUCCCUAUCUAACUCAGAGUUCCAACAGCUCUGGCAGGACAUGACCAUUAUAAUCGGAGAACUUGAACGCAGUCUUCCUGGAGGAGGCACAACAUACACAUACGCUGCGAACCUGAUAAAAAUAGACACAAUGGAUCCUGAGCAGGAAAGGAGAUAUCUGGAUGUUAUUGAUACCCAACAUCAAGAAGUAGAAGUCCUAAAAGAAACAACAAUUAAAGUAAAAGAACAAGUCUCUGAUGUGAAAGUACAAAUAACUGGGCUGAAAUCUGAUGUACAAGGACAAGUCUCGGAAGUGCAAGAACAAGUCUCUGAAGUGCACGAACAAGUAUCUGAUGUACAAAAGCAAGUUGCUGAGGUAAACGAACAUGUCACUGGUGUACAAGAACAAGUCACGGGUGUAGAAGAACAAAUAACUGGACUGAAAUCUGAUGUACACGAGCAAGUCACUGGUGUACAAGAACAAGUCUCUGAUGUGCAAAAGCAAGUUGCUGAAGUAAAAGAGCAUGUCACUGGUGUACAAAAACAAGUCACUGAUGUACAAGAACAACUCAUUGAGAAACUGAAUCAACCAGAUGCAAAGUCUCCCAUUCCUCCAAAUGUUAGAGAGCAAUAUGAAAUUGAUAUUCAGAAAUGGAGAGAGGAAGACAAGCUUUACUGUGAAACCCACAGCUUUCCAUCAAUCAUGGAGAAAGUGAGGAACCAACCUUACGUAACGUUUGUUGGUGUACCUGGGUCCGGGAAGUCUGCCAUGGCUCACCACAUCGCCCUCAAGCUCCAGGAGGAAGGUUACGAGGUUCUGCCAACCAUAGAUGUAGGGAACAUAGAGGCCUAUGGUGACCCUAGGAAUCCACAGGUUUUUGUUAUUGAUGAUGUGGUGGGUGUCUUUGGCCUCCAAAAACAUAUAUUAGGUGUGCUGACUAAUUAUGAACAAAAAAUAAAACAGCCUUGCAUGGUUAAGUCUAGAACUUUAAUGACAUGCAGAGAGGUUGUGUUCAAUGAGACACUACCAUAUAAACCAUUCCUUACCAACGAAGAGACUGUGAUUAAGUUGCACAGUUCUGACAAUGCAUUAAAUGACACUGACAAAAAACAGAUUCUUCAGAAGUAUGGUCUAAAUGUAGAUUUAAUAUCGCCUGCAUUGCUGACAUCAACAUCUCAAAUGUUUCCCCUUCUCUGUAAAUUGUUUUCUAAGGAAACAAAAUUCCAAGCUCUUGGUUCAAAGUUUUUCCUGAAUCCAGUCCAAUGUGUCAUUGGUGAACUUGAUGAUAUGCAAAGACAUAACAAACUGAAUUAUACAGCACUUGUUUUGUGUAUGCUAAAUGAAAACAGACUCUCAAAAGACAUUCUAAAAGAUCGAAAAAAUGAAAAGUUCAUGAAAAUGAAAACUGACACUAUGGAAAAUUGCCGAUUAAAGCACUCCACUGAUACUUUCAAGUUUAUGGAUGCUUUGUCAGCAAUGGAGGGGACAUACACAAAACAGUGUGGUGCACAAUUCACAUUUAUACAUGACUCCAUGUUUGAACUAUGUGCUUAUCAGUAUGGCAAACAGUUUCCUGAUGAAAUUUUGCUGUAUAUGAGUAGCAGUUAUAUUGCUAAUUAUGUCAAACCACAGAGUAGUGAAGAAGCUAUUGUUAACAAAGUGAAAGAGAAACACGGUGAUUCUCAAUCUGUUGAGGAUGGAGAGAGUACCAAUGAUAGUAAAGGAAAAGACCAGAAGAGCGAUGAGGGAAAUUGUGAGAGAGAGGAAUCGUUUGAUCUGUGUAUAAGAUUACGUGAGGAUCAUUACCCACUGUUAGCUGAAAGAUUGUACAGAGACAUACAGAGCAUGGAGCUGUAUGAUGUUUUUAGGAAUCAGGUUUUAAAACAUCAUAAGGUGUGUCAAGCUUUUAUUGGUGCAUUAGAGAAAAAGCCGUACGCAGAAGUAAAAAACCUAUUUCUUUCCACUAAGGAAAAUGUAGAUAAGAUGGUGAGUAAACAAACAUGUGUGAUGAAGGAGAGUAGAGAGUGGGUUGCAUGUGAGGAAGGGCAUGUGAGCAUAGUGAAGCUGCUUGUGAAGGCAGGGGCUGAUAUUAAUCUACGUGAUUUCAGAGGAGUUACACCACUAAAUGCUGCAUGUGAGAAAGGACAUGUGAGCAUAGUGAAGGAGCUUGUAAAGGCAGGGGCUGGUGUCAAUUUACAAAAUAAAAGUGGUGAUACACCACUGGUAAUUGCAUGCGGGGAAGGGCAUGUAAGCAUAGUGAAGGAGCUUGUGGAGGCAGGGGCUGAUGUCAAUCUACAAGAUUACAGGGGACAUACACCAUUGAUAAAUGCAUAUAAGAAAGGAGAUGUGAGGAUAGUGGAGGAGCUAGUGAAGGCAGGGGCUGACGUUAAUGUAAAGGAUGAAAUGGGGAAUAUACCACUGAUAACGGCAUGUCUGUAUGGACAUGUGAAUAUAGUGAAAGAGCUUGUGAGGGCAGGGGCUGUUGUCAAUAUGCAGGAUUACAGGGGGGAUGCACCAUUGAUAAUUGCAUAUAAGAAAGAACAUGUGACAAUAGUAGAGGAGCUAGUAAAGGCAAGGGCUGAUGUCAAUGUAAAGGAUGAAAUGGGGAAUACACCACUGCUAGCUGCAUGUAGGUAUGGACAUGUGAAUAUAGUGAAGGAACUAGUGGAAGCAGGGGCUGACGUUAAUGUAAAGAAUAAAAUGGGAAAUACACCACUGAUAACGGCAUGUGUGUAUGGACAUCCGAAUAUAGUGGACGAGCUUGUGAGGGCAGGGGCAGUUGUCAAUAUGCAGGAUUCCAGGGGGGCUGCACCAUUGAUAAUUGCAUAUCAGAAAGGGCAUGUGACAAUAGUGGAAGAGCUAGUAAAGGCAGGGACUGAUGUCAAUGUAAAGGAUGAAACGGGGUAUACACCACUGCUAGCUGCAUGUGGGUAUGGACAUUUGAAUAUAGUGAAGGAACUAGUGAAAGCAGAGAUUGACGUUAAUGUAAAGGAUGAAAUGGGGAAUACACCACUGAUAACGGCAUGUGUGUAUGGACAUGCAAAUAUAGUUGAAGAGCUUUUGAGGGUAGGGGCAGUUGUCAAUAUGCAGGAUUACAGGGGGGAUGCACCAUUGAUAAUUGCAUGUAAAAAAGGACAUGAGACAAUAGUGGAAGAGCUAGUAAAGGCAAGGGCUGAUGUCAAUGUAAAGGAUAAAAUGGGGAAUACACCACUGGUAGCUGCAUGUGGAUAUGGACAUGUGAAUAUAGUGAAGGAAUUAGUGAAGGCAGGGGCUGACGUUAAUGUAAAGGAUGACAUGACGAAAUCACCACUGAUAACUGCAUGUGUGUAUGGACAUGUGGAUAUAGUGGAGGAGCUUGUGAGGGCAGGGGUAGUUGUCAAUAUGCAGGAUUACAGGGGGGAUGCACCAUUGAUAAUUGCAUGUAAGAAAGGACAUGUGACAAUAGUGAAGGAGCUAGUGAAGGCAAUGGCUGAUGUUAAUGUAAAGGAUAAAAUGGGGGAUACACCACUGAUAGCUGCAUGUGGGUAUGGACAUGUGAAUAUAGUGGAGGAACUAGUGGAAGCAGGGGCUGACGUCAAUGUAAACGUCGAGGAACUUGUGAGAGCAGGGGCUUGUGUCAAUCUACGGGAUUAUAGGGGGGAUACACCGCUUGUAACUGCAUGUGAGAAAGGACAUGUGCAUAUUAUGGAGGAGCUAGUGAAGGCAGGGGCUGAUGUCAAUGUAAAGGAUGAAAUGAGGAAUACACCAUUGCUAGCUGCAUGUGGAUAUGGACAUGUGAAUAUAGUGAGGGAACUAGUGAAGGCAGGGGCUGACGUUAAUGUAAAGGAUGACAUGACGAAAUCACCACUGAUAACUGCAUGUGUGUAUGGACAUGUGGAUAUAGUGGAAGAGCUAGUGAAGGCAGGGGCUGACGUCAAUGUAAAGGAUGAAAUAGGAAAUACACCACUGAUAACUGCAUGUGUGUAUGGACAUGUGAAUAUAGUGAAGAAGCUAGUGAAGGCAAGGGCUGAACUCAAUGUAAAGGUUGAAAUGAGGAAUACACCCCUGGUAACUGCAUGUGUGUAUGGACAUGUGGAUAUAGUGGAGGAGCUAGUGAAGGCAGAGGCUGAAGUCAAUGUAAAAGAUGAAAUGGGUAAUACACCACUGCUAAUUGCAUGUAUGUAUGGACAUGCGAAUAUAGUGGAGGAGCUAGUGAAAGUAGGGGCUGAAGUCAAUGUAAAGAAUGGAAUGGGGAAUACACCACUGAUAACUGCAUGUUUAUAUGGACUUGUGGAUAUAGUGGAGGAGCUUUUGAGGGCAGGGGCUGACGUCCACGUAGAAAAUGAAAUGGAGAAUGCACCACUGAGGACUGCAUGGUUUUAUGGACAUGUGAAUAAAGUGGAGGAAAGUAUGGGGGCAGGGGUUGGUGUCAAUAUAUGGAAUGGCAGGGGGGAUACACCACUGAUUAUUGCAUGUGAGAAAGGACAUGUGAGAAUAGUGGAGAAGCUAGUGAAGGCAGGGGCUGAGGUCAAUGUAAAGAAUGAAACGGGGAGUACACCACUGAUAACUGCAUGUUUUUAUGGACAUGUGAAUAUAGUCGAGGAACUUGUGAGAACAGGGGCUUGUGUCAAUCUACGGGAUUACAGGGGGGAUACACCACUUGUAACUGCAUGUGAGAAAGGAUAUGUGCAUAUUAUGGAGAAACUAGUGAAGGCAGGGGCUGACGUCAAUGUAAAGGAUGAAAGGGGGAUUACACCACUGCUAAUUGCAUGUAGGUGUGGACAUGCGAAUAUAGUGGAGGAACUAGUGAAGGCAGAGGCUGAAGUCAAUGUAAAGGAUAAAAUGGGGAAUACACCACUGCUAAUUGAAUGUGUGCAUGGACAUGUGAACAUAGUGGAGGAGCUUGUGAGGGCAGGGGCUGUUGUCAAUAUAGGAAAUGUAUGGGGGGAUACACCACUGAAAAUUGCAUAUAGGAACGCACAUGUGGGAAUAGUGGAGGAGCUAGUGAAGGCAGGAGCUGACGGCAAUGUAAAGGAUGAAAUGGGGAUACACUGCUGA